Caenorhabditis elegans is the source of this 1244-nucleotide messenger RNA. RefSeq lists its product as uncharacterized. The transcript is spliced from 6 exons. The coding region runs from base 487 to 846 and encodes 119 amino acids. NCBI's taxonomy places the organism in Eukaryota, Metazoa, Nematoda, Chromadorea, Rhabditida, Rhabditidae. The record is from RefSeq and is marked reviewed.
AAAACGCACACUGUAGAUGGUGAUCACAAGACUGUAUUAAACAUGCAAAUCGCCGAAUUGUCGUCGUCGUCGUCGUCUUUCUCUGUCUCCCGACUCACUUCUAUCAUCAUUGACGGGCAUUUCGGAUUUGGAAAAUUAUCAUAAUAUUCCGCAUUUAAAACACGGUGCGAUACGAAUUUCGAAUUCAGUUUUUGAUUUUUUCCCCGUUUCACCGCCACCAAAACCUUCGACUUUUUCCCCUUCUGCUUGUCCGCCACCUGGUUCGAAAAAGUCCGUCUUUUUCAACCGCUUCUCCCGAAUUCAAGUUGGCUUUGGCAAAACUGUCAAAGCGCGUGGUUAUUAUAAAUCCAACAAUCUUGGCUCGCUCAACCUUCCACCGCUACUUUGCGUCGAACAACGACGAUUUUGGCUAGCUCGAGCCAAAUAGGAAUCACCGUCUUCUCCUAAAGUUCAAAUUGUCGUAAUUCACGCUAGGCGCCGCUCGAAAUGGCGUCAGUUGUUGUAGUCACUGCUGGAACCGCUCUCGCCGUCACCGUACCACUCGUGGCGCUGAAAGAGUCAUUGGAGAGCCGUUUCAAGAGUAACAUGAAGAAGCACUUGCCACAUAGACCACGUUGUCGCGUCAACUUCCCUGAUAUUGAGAACGAACUCGAGCAGCAAUAUCAGUACGUCAUGAAUAAUAAGAACAGCACACGUAACAUGAAGGACCACUUGGUGCCAAACAACUCCAAAUGCUCUUCUGAUGAUGAAGACAACUCAUCCACCAUCAGUUCUCCACCGAGCUACAACGACAUCACUCAGCAACCACCAGCAUACGGUCUGUUUGCUGUGCAACGUGGAAAUUGACUAACAGAAACAAAAAACUGUCGUCUCUCCGAUGAAAAACGACAUCUACAAUGGCUCUUAAACAAAGAAAAAAAGAUGAGCGGCGGCUUCUGGCAGUGGGCUUGGCUUUUGAUGCGAUUAGUUUUUAGAAAUACAACAACUUGGCGCCAGCUUCUGUAAUUUUUCGCUUCUCUUGCUUAUUUUUUCACUCAAUUUGAACUUUUAUUUGUAUGUAGUUUUUGUAUUGGUUUUUUUUUUUGAAACAUUUUUUAUAUAUUUUAUAUAUUCCACCUACAAUCUCCGCUUGAAUAUUUAAUGGAUUUGUGUUGAAAAUUAUUUUAAUGUAUAAUAUUUUUUGAAAUUUUAAUCUGAUUUUUUUUAUAACUUGAGGAAUAAAAAUUGUUAUUUAUUUUCGAAAU